AUGCCGGAAACGCGCAACAUCGUCGUCCUCGGCGGCUCCGUCGCCGGCCUCAGCGCCGCGCACUACUUACUCAAACACACCCUGCCCAAACUCCAGCAGGUCAAGGACGUCAAGUAUGAGUUGCACAUCAUCGACCAAUCCACGCAUUUUUGGUGGCACAUCUCCGCGCCGCGCGCCAUCGUGUCAACGAAGGAGAUCAAGCACAGCGACGCCUUCGUCCCUAUCAUGGCCGGCUUUAAGCAAUACCCGGCCUUCAAGGACGCCAUCCACUUCCACCAGGGCACGAUCGAGGGCGUGCAUACCGCGCUGCGCCAGGUCUCCUUCAAGACCUCCGAUGAAAAGGUCGAUGUCUUGGAUUACUAUGCCUUGAUCAUCGCCACCGGCAUCCGGUCUCCGACCCCUCUGACUACGCUCCAUGGCGACCACACCGUGUCGCAGAAGGCUCUCGACGACAUGAACGCCAAGCUCGCGUCCGCAAAGGAUAUUGUCAUCGGAGGCGGAGGCCCAAUUGGAGUCGAGACGGCCGGCGAACUUGGAGCGCAUCUCAAAGGCAAAGCGAAAAUCACGCUCAUCGCCGGCUCCAAGAAACUCCUUCCCAUCCUCGGGCAGAAGUUCACCGACAAAGCGCAGAAGCAGCUGGAGAAGAACGGCGUCGAGGUCAAGUAUGGCGUGCGUGUCAAGGAGACCCAAGAAACGUCGGACAAACGCGUCGAAGUCAAGCUCGACAAUGGCGAAAGUCUGUUGGCCGACGUCUACAUCCCCGCCGUCGGCGUCACGCCCAACACUGAGUUCCUCCCCAAGUUCCUCAAGCAGGAGAACGGCUACGUCAAGGUCAACCCGGCCACUCUGCGCGUCGACGAGGCCGGGGACAAAUUCAUCUACGCCGUCGGCGACGUCGCGGGCGUCGAUCAAGGCGGCGUGCUCAACUUCUUCAAGUCGUUCCCCGUCGCCGCCGCCAACAUGAGCCACGACUUGUGCUCCGAGGCCAAGGCGGGCAUGGUCCCGGAGAAGAGGUUCAGCCGCAAGGACUCCGAAACUCAGUUAGUCCCAAUUGGUGCCAAGGCCGGACUUGGCGCGUUCAAUGGACACUCGGUGCCGUCCAUGAUUGUCAAGAAGUUCAAGGGCAAGGAUUAUAUGCUGAGCCAGGUGCCGAAGUUCACCGAGGGCAAGCAAUGGUCGAAGCCGUAG
This is a messenger RNA of Neohortaea acidophila, 1188 nucleotides long. RefSeq lists its product as uncharacterized. The coding region runs from base 1 to 1188 and encodes 395 amino acids. Gene Ontology annotation, molecular function: electron-transferring-flavoprotein dehydrogenase activity; flavin adenine dinucleotide binding. NCBI's taxonomy places the organism in Eukaryota, Fungi, Ascomycota, Dothideomycetes, Mycosphaerellales, Teratosphaeriaceae. The transcript has a single exon. Gene Ontology annotation, cellular component: cytoplasm. The record is from RefSeq and is a predicted model, not a curated record.